Messenger RNA from Notothenia coriiceps (black rockcod), 956 nucleotides. RefSeq names its product reactive intermediate imine deaminase A (gene rida). Lineage: Eukaryota; Metazoa; Chordata; Actinopteri; Perciformes; Nototheniidae. The record is from RefSeq and is a predicted model, not a curated record. Gene Ontology annotation, molecular function: deaminase activity. Gene Ontology annotation, cellular component: cytosol; mitochondrion. The coding region runs from base 109 to 516 and encodes 135 amino acids. The transcript is spliced from 6 exons.
CGGUAGGAUUUACGACAGCAACUGUUUCUGCUGCUUCCUAUAAAGUGCUCCAUAACGACAUCUUCAUUCACAGCCACGGUACGGUGUUGAAAGAUUGGAGAACUAAACAUGGCUGCACUCAUCAGAAGGAUCGUCAACACAACAGCAGCCCCGGCGGCCAUCGGUCCAUACAGUCAGUCGGUGGUCGUGGACAGAACGAUGUACAUCUCGGGUCAGCUGGGGAUGGACGUUGGUUCUGGUCAGCUGGUAGAUGGAGGCGUGCAGGCCCAGACCAAACAGGCUCUCGUCAAUAUGGGGGAGAUCCUCAAAGCUGCUGGCUGUGACUACACCAACGUGGUGAAGACGACUGUACUGCUCGCUGAUAUCAACGACUUCAAUGGCGUCAAUGAGAUCUACAAAACAUUUUUCACAAGUAACUUUCCUGCCAGAGCUGCCUAUCAAGUCGCUGCUCUUCCCAGAGGCGGGCUGGUGGAGAUCGAGGCGGUCGCUGUUCUCGGUCCUCUCUCAGACUCCUGACCAGACGGCCCCAUCACCAACAAGCUGUAGCCCAACCAUGAAGUGCCUUUUGUAGUUGUACAGUGACAGCCUUUAAUGCAUUUCCAAAUAACACAUGAAAGACCAAACUAGGACCUUGUUGACUUUCUUUUUCCAACAUUUCAGGCUUUAGGAUACAUUUGUUUUUCUUCUGGCCGCUGUAACAGCUGACUGUAGUUAUGAAAUACUUUCAUUGGUAUUAGACGGAAAAUGUAGCAAAACUUAAUUCACUAACAAACGAAACUGUAAUGAUAGACAAGGAUUGUAUUUUUAUAACCAGUCUAACAUUUCCUGGUGACCAGAUUCAACUUCCUCUUGGUGCUGUUUCUGGUUUGGUUACUUUCCUGUUUUUUCCAGAGACAUAUUAUAACACAUUUUAAAUGUGCAGCUCUCACUAAUAAAUAAAAAGAAGUACAACCUCC